Messenger RNA from Canariomyces notabilis, 1776 nucleotides. RefSeq lists its product as uncharacterized. The coding region runs from base 1 to 1776 and encodes 591 amino acids. Lineage: Eukaryota; Fungi; Ascomycota; Sordariomycetes; Sordariales; Chaetomiaceae. The record is from RefSeq and is a predicted model, not a curated record. The transcript has 4 exons.
AUGCCAAACCCGAGUCGUCCCGCGGCCCCUCGCCUUCCUCCGGUCGAUGAGGCUGUUGUACCCUUCUCCGAACUCUUCGAAAAUGGCUUUGAUCGCGCGACCAUCGACGCCACUGCCCAGCUCGCCGAUCAGAGCAUAUUUGUAGCAUCUAACGGUCGCCGCUUUCGCCUGGAGCGCAUCCCAGACCCCGACCCCGGCCCCAUCCAAGCCCGCACGCCAGGCGCUUCGCCGAUCGCUUCUGUUGGUCUUGGUCCCGCGCAUUCUGUACCUCUGCAUCCUCCUCCGGCCCCGAGCCCCACAUCCUCCAGCGCCCCCGUAGUUGCUCAGAUAGCCGAGUUGGACGCCUCCGACAGCGCCCCAAGUUCAAGUUGGAGACGGCCUCCGUCUGAUGCUAGCUUUCACUCCCGCUCGCCCGACGGCUACCCUGUUCGGCCCGGGCAGGGAAGGUGUGCCGUCCCAGGCGCACAAGCCAACAUCGCGACCCACGAAGUCACGAAUAUGAUGUCGCAUCUCAGUGUAAGUCGUUUCGGUGCAGCACCGCUGUACCGAGAGUCAGACGGCGGAGUGCAGGCAGCCGAGACUCUCACAGAUCCAUAUUGGGCGCCAAGGUCGCCCAUAGACCCCAGCAGUCCGAUAGCAGCCACGCCGAUACUAUCGCACAGCCAACUCUCACAACCAACGGACCAGCAGCCGCCAGUAUCCGGGACGCCAUAUCACGGCCGAGACAACUCGGGGAUUUCACCGGUCACUUGGCCCAACAUCAACUAUGUCGACUACACCGCCCAGGCGAACUUCCACGUUCAAAACUCACGGCAGGCGGCAGUCACCCCCUCGGGACUCCCUUCGCUCAUGGAGGGUUCUACCCCACUGUCGCCUGCGCAUGGGACAUCUGACUCGGAUCCAAUCCCAAACUUCUCGUCGGACAGUGUCUCAUACGUAGCCACGUCCACUGAAUAUCCCAGCCCGCCGGUCUAUACCUCGGCGACAGCGCCGCCCUCUCUUGUAGGCCGGCGCCCGAGUUAUAUCACGGCGGUAGGGAAACACCGUGACAUGAUCGAUACUUUGACCCCUGUUGUUGUGCUCCCGCACACCCCGUCCAACUCGAGCGACGGCGGGAGUACCGUAACAGGAAGGGACAAUGUAUUGCCUGGCGAAGAUGCCUUGUUUGACGGACCGGUGAAGAGCGCGCCGACGCUUGCAGCGCCCAUGUUCCGGGAAGGCGUGCUCAAGGUGUUCCGAAACACGCUCACCAACGAUCUCAGGUUUUACUGCCGAGUUGAUCGCGAGUCAGAGACAUAUUGGAUGAAAGCGAACAACGCCCAACUUGUCCCCGCCUACGCCUACGACCAGCGGCUGUCAAACAUUGUCUACGUUCGUGACAGGGAACACGACAAGGGCGGCAGCGGGUACGUGCAGGCCUCGCAGGCGAACGGCAGGCCCAGCGGGAUAUACCAGUUCCCGAGUCUCAAAGACCUCUUCGAUUUCCAGGCCAAACUCACAGGCGAGAAGGUCGUCCUGGACAUUGGCAGCGUGCGCAUGGUCAGGCUCAGCAAGGCCAACAGCCGGUCGAGCACGGCCUACUCGAGCGCGCGGCUGCAGAUCUGGCACGAGGCCGAGGGCGGCCGGCGCAAGACGCAGUCGGACGGCGCCUCAUUUGUCACGGCCGGCACGGCGCUGUCCGGCCCGCUCAGGACCAGGACAGUGGUCAGCUCGUCGAGGCUGCUGCUGUACCUCGGCCGGUUGGGGGAGUAUAUCACUGUCUAUAGUACGUUUUGA